Molecule: messenger RNA, 1026 nt
Organism: Fukomys damarensis (Damara mole-rat)
Lineage: Eukaryota; Metazoa; Chordata; Mammalia; Rodentia; Bathyergidae
Product: vesicle-associated membrane protein 712-like
Exons: 7
Coding region: 436-1011 (191 amino acids)
Biological process (GO): exocytosis; vesicle fusion
Cellular component (GO): SNARE complex
Molecular function (GO): SNAP receptor activity; SNARE binding
Source: RefSeq, a predicted model, not a curated record
AACAAAGGCCACUCCCCACUGCCGCACCUCUCCUCUCUUCCCGUCCCGCACACCUUUUCUCUGCCAUCCCGCCUUCCCCACGUUCCCAAGCCCAAGAGUCCUUCGAGGCCUUACACAGCCCGCCCCCCCUGCCUUCCUUCGGUCCUUCCUUUCCUACCCACUGGGGGCCCGCUCUCGGGUGGGGACGCCGACUCAGGUGCUCUCGCAGAGAAUCCGCGGGCCCGGGGUCCUGCCCCACCCACCGGGCCCUCGGACCACGCUCAGCAGAGCACGCAUCAGCCCGCGCGCGCGCCGGGAACCGCGAGGGACCAGGAGCUGCUGUCAGGCCUUCAUCUCUGCACACAAUAAAAGUUCAGCCAAUGCUUGAAUGAGCGAGUGAAUUUUACUUUACGCCAACGUGUGCGUUUUACGUGUCCUACAUCGUGAAGGAAUCAUAUGCAGGAAGCAGCAGCAAAAGUGCUUAGACUCGUGCUUCUUAGAGCCAAACCAAAGACCACAGUGCAAAUGGGAAGCUAUGUCUACCAUACUCUCUUUAUCGAAGGAAUCACUUACUUAUGUGCUACAGACAAUGCCUUGGAUAUGGUAGCACCAUCUGCAUUUCUUAGAGAAGUUAGUGAUACUUUUACAAGAAAUCCUUUGAUGUCACAAGAGCAUUUUUUUCCUUCAAAUGCAGUUGCUGCAGACUUGCAACAAGUGUUAGGACAAUAUAUGAUGAAAUACAAUAAAAAUCAAGGUAACAGCAUGAUUUCCACAAGGAGGAGUCAAAUGAUUGAUAUAAAAAAUGAUAUGAUACAAAAUGUUGAUAUAAUUUUGGAAAAAGAAGCAAGAUUAAAUAUUUUCCUUGAUGAAACAGAUGAUCCCUCAACAACUGACAAGGAAUUCCAAAAAACAACAGAGAUUCCUAGGAGGAUAUGGUGGAAAUACUUCAAAAAGAUUAUCAGACAAGACAGAUCAGCACCCUUCUGUUUGCUGAGAGUUUGGAUGGUUGUUUUUAGGGGACAGAGAAUUUGAAGAAGAAUGUGGGAG